This is a messenger RNA of Juglans regia (Persian walnut), 600 nucleotides long. RefSeq lists its product as uncharacterized. Bases 1 to 600 code for a protein of 199 amino acids. Lineage: Eukaryota; Viridiplantae; Streptophyta; Magnoliopsida; Fagales; Juglandaceae. The transcript is spliced from 2 exons. The record is from RefSeq and is a predicted model, not a curated record.
AUGGAGGCCUUGAGUAGGAUGUUGUCGGCUGUGGUUAACCAUGGUUUGAUGGCUAGUUUUUCAGUGGGUGAUCCACAGAGGGGCCCUAUCUCGGUUUCCCACCUACUAUUUGUAGAUGACACACUAAUUUUCUGUGAUGCAGAACAAGAUCAUCUUAGGGCUCUGAAGGCGCUGCUCCGAUGUUUUGAAGCAACGUCAGGCUUGAGAGUGAACUUUGAUAAAUCAAAGUUAGUGCCGGUUGGGACCUUCAGUACUACUCAGCAAUUGGUUAGCACACUUGGGUGUAAGGUCACUUCUCUCCUUAUGACUUAUUUGGGACUAUCGUUAGGGGCUGCAUCACAAGCUUUAUCUAUUUGGGGUACAAUUAUUGGGAAAAUAGUGAAAAUUGACAGUGUGGAAGAGAUUGUAUUUGUCGAAAGGAGGCCGGCUAGCAUGGCGGUGCGGAUUGAAAAACUUUAUCGUGACUUCUUAUGGAGUGGGAUGAGAGAUGAAUUCAAGUUUCACCUAGUUAGUUGGGAUCAGGUGUACAGACCAAUCCUUUCAGGUGGGUUGGAGAUAAAGAACUUGAGAACCUUUAAUCAGGCACUGCUUGGGAAAUGA